This is a messenger RNA of Prosopis cineraria, 615 nucleotides long. RefSeq names its product BOI-related E3 ubiquitin-protein ligase 1-like. The record is from RefSeq and is a predicted model, not a curated record. The coding region runs from base 1 to 615 and encodes 204 amino acids. Gene Ontology annotation, biological process: regulation of programmed cell death. Lineage: Eukaryota; Viridiplantae; Streptophyta; Magnoliopsida; Fabales; Fabaceae. The transcript has 4 exons. Gene Ontology annotation, molecular function: ubiquitin-protein transferase activity.
AUGACCACAUAUUCGUUGAGGCAAUCUAAGGCAUUGAUAUCGGGAAUCCAAGAGGCAAUGACGAAGAAGCUGAUAGAGAAAGACGAAAAGAUCCAGAGGAUGGGGAAGAUGAAUUGGGUCCUUCAAAAAAGAGUGAAAAGCUUGUGUGUGGAGAAUCAAAUCUGGAGGGAACUGGCCCAGACUGAUGAAGCCACCGCGAAUUCCAUGCGCAGCAAUCUGGAACAAGUUCUCGCGCACGUCGGCGAGGACAGCCACGACGGCGGCAGACCGGCUCCCAGGCAGACGACGCCGAGUCAAGCUGCAGAAGCGCCGACGAGGAAGGACAGUGCACAAUGCGGCUGGUGCGGCGACAACGUCGGGCGGAAGGAUGUGUGCGUGUCCACAGUUCGGAACUGUCCGGUAUGCCAUUCCAGCAUGAACGCCAAUGUUCAUGUCAACUUCUCUCAAGGGUGGACGCUGGACAUGGAGCUGGAGGUGUAUAAAGCAAAAGGAGGUUGCUUUGCUUGGACUGCCUCAACGAAUAUGUCUCCUCAUGAGAGGAAGAGAAAGAAGAGCGGGGUAGAAGGGAGGGGAAGAAAACCAGGAUCGGACAGCCAUCGCAUGGUGAUUAACUGA